This is a messenger RNA of Telopea speciosissima, 2194 nucleotides long. Its product is annotated as L-type lectin-domain containing receptor kinase SIT2-like. Bases 155 to 2194 code for a protein of 679 amino acids. The transcript has a single exon. The record is from RefSeq and is a predicted model, not a curated record. Gene Ontology annotation, molecular function: ATP binding; protein kinase activity; carbohydrate binding. Gene Ontology annotation, biological process: protein phosphorylation. Gene Ontology annotation, cellular component: plasma membrane. Lineage: Eukaryota; Viridiplantae; Streptophyta; Magnoliopsida; Proteales; Proteaceae.
UCCAUGUUUCUUGCAGAUUGGCUUAGUUGCUUAUUCAUAUUUGUUAUAUACGUCGUCAGGAAUCUAUUCAACUCUCACAGAUCUUCUUCAUUACCUUCCUUUGUGUGGAGUAGCUAAGCUUUCUAAGAACAGACGACCCUUUUGAAAUCUGGUCAUGAAAGCUUUAAGAAUCUUUUUACAACUCCUUUUCUUUGGGUCUGUAAUUGCAGAAACCAGUUUCAUCUACAAUGGGUUUCACAACGUAAAUUUGAGCUUAUCUGAAGAAUCACACAUUACACCCGAUGGCAUCUUAUCAUUGACCAGUUAUUCACCAAGGGUCAUUGGCAAUGCAUUCUACCCUGCUCCCCUGAAAUUUAAGCAAAACACAUCAGUUAUCACUACUCCUACAAUCUCCUUUAGUACCACAUUUGUGGUCUCCAUUUCACCCAUGUAUACAGAGAUCGGCGGCCAUGGACUAGCUUUCAUUCUCUCCUCCACUAAAGAUCUCCAAGGCUGUCUAUCUAACGAGUAUUUAGGCCUCCCAAAUGAUACAAGCAUUGCCAAGUUCUCAACCCAUCUGCUUGCAGUCGAGUUCGAUGUUGUUCAGAAUAUCGAAUUAAGUGACAUCAAUGAUAACCAUGUCGGGAUUGAUAUAAAUAGCUUGAUCUCUAACAUAUCUGAACCUGCAGCUUAUUUCAGUGGGGGUAGCUCCAACCAAAACCUUUCGAUUGAUCUCAAGAGUGGAGCACCGUUUCAGGCAUGGAUUGAAUACAGUGGGGAGGAGAAGCUGAUGAAUGUCACAAUCUCUCCUUUAGGCAUCCGGAGGCCAGAUAGGCCUUUGAUUUCAUUCCCCCUUGACCUUUCAUCACUCAUAGAUGAGUACAUGUACGUAGGUUUUUCUGCUUCUACUGGUAUGCUGUCUGCAGCACAUAAUGUACUAGGUUGGAGCUUCAGGAUUGAUGGGAGAGCUGAAGAUUUGAAGUCCUCAAAGAUCCCAUCUCUUGUGAAAGCCAAGAACUUGGUUCAUAGCAAGGCCUUUGUAGUAGGGAUUGCUCUGGCUUCAGUCACUCUUUUUCUGCUGAUGAUCUCAGGUGCAUUGCAGGUGGCUCGAAGGCUAAAGCAUGAGGAUGACUUGUUAGAAGAAUGGGAAGUUGAAUAUGGAGCUCACAAAUUCAGAUACUCCGAGCUCCUAAAAGCAACAGGAAAGUUUGAAGAGAGGAACCUUAUUGGCAGAGGAGGAUUUGGGUGUGUCUACAGGGGAGUGAUUCGAAGCACAGGCCUUGAAGUGGCAAUCAAGAAGGUUGCUCAUGAUUCAAGGCAGGGGAUGAAAGAGUUUGUUGCAGAAAUUACUAGCAUGGGAAGGCUUAGGCACCGGAAUCUGGUGGGGCUACAUGGUUGGUGCAGAAGGAACGACGAACUCCUCCUUGUUUAUGAUUUCAUUCCAAAUGGGAGUCUCGACAAGCUAUUAUACAAUCAACCAAAGAAAAUUCUUACUUGGGAACAGAGAUACAAGAUCUUGAUUGGGGUUGCAGAGGCCUUGUUGUAUCUCCAUGAGGAAUGUGAUCAGAGGGUGAUUCACAGGGAUGUCAAGUCAAGCAAUGUAUUAAUAGAUGCAGACCUCAAUGCCAGGCUUGGAGACUUUGGCCUCUCCAAAAUAUAUGAUCAUGGCAUCAAUCCUCAGACGACCCAUAUCGUGGGGACACUCGGGUACCUUGCUCCUGAGUUCACUAGGACUGCGAAGGCGACAACAAGCUUGGAUGUGUAUAGCUAUGGUGCUCUUAUGCUAGAAGUGGCUUGUGGGAGGAGGCCCAUUGAGCCACAGAAGAAUGCACUGGAGCUGGUAUUGGUGGAUUGGGUCAGAGAACUACACUCCCAAAAAGCAAUCCUAAGAGCCAUUGACCCCUUGUUGGACUUCUAUAAUCCAGUGGAGGCAGAACUUGUGCUUAGUCUUGGCUUGCUUUGUUCUCAUCCUCUGCCCCAUUGCAGGCCAAGCAUGAGAAGGGUUGUGCAGUUUCUGUUAGGAGACGCCACCCUUCCUCACCUACCCUCUGAUGUCCACCUUGAACUUCCUGGUUUGGUUCGUGAGUCAUUGGAUGCUCACACUAGUUUUUCUGAACUUUCAAGUUCCAGAAUGACCUCUUUAAAGAGUAUCUCAACUAGCUCGUCAAGCUUGGACAAGAAUAGUGUUAAUCAGGUUUCUGGAAUAACUUCCUAA